GUUGACUGCGACAACAUGGAGAACAGCCGGGAGGUGGAAGGAAACCGCCCACACUGUGACUUCUCACACUUGUGUCCACGACGUAGACAUGUAGGCUUCCCACUUGUGAUCAUGCUCUGCGAGGUCAAGUUCACGCGUCUACCCCUGCCCGGUGAAGACAGGACUGCUCACCUUGCUCAAUCGGAUGCCCUGGGAGAGGUGCCUGUCCCAGGAGCUGAGGUCGGAGGUCAGACUCGUCGCAUGUGCGAACCUGGCUGUUCUUAUCCUCCAGGAGAGGCAGAUGCGAGCCAGAACAAUGGGACCUCGUCUAGGGACACGGCGGUGACAGACUCCAAGAGCACAGGGGACCCGAAGAAUGCCUGGCAGGACGCCCGCCCAGCUGACCCGGGGAGACGCCCCCACUCGACCCGCCUCUUUUCCCGAGAUGCCCCGGGGAGGGAGGACAACACCUUCAAAGACAGGCCCUCCGAGUCCGACGAGCUCCAGACCAUCCACGAAGACACUGCAGCUGCUCCCGAGGGCCUGGAUGUGAUGGCGUCACAGAAGAGACCCUCCCAGAGGCACGGGUCCAAGUACCUGGCCACAGCGGGCACCGCGGACCAUGCCCGGCCCAGCUUCCUCCCGCGACACAGAGACACGGGCAUCCUUGACUCUAUCGGACGCUUCUUUGGCGGUGACAGGGGUGCGCCCAAGCGGGGCUCCGGCAAGGUGACCCCACGCACACCACCGCCGUCACAAGGAAAGGGGAGAGGACUGUCCCUCAGCAGAUUUAGCUGGGGGGCCGAAGGGCAGAAACCAGGCUUUGGCUACGGAGGCAGAGCUUCGUCAGCUCACAGAGGAUUCAAGGGGGCCCGCGACGCCCAGGGCACACUUUCCAAAAUCUUCAAACUGGGAGGAAGGGACAGCCGCUCGGGAUCACCCAUGGCCAGGCGCUGAAGCCCCCUCCGCUGCCGUCCCAGCGCCCUACCCUCAGCUUCUCAGCAUAACCGCCUUCCGCCUUAAUCCGCGCACCCUUCCCUAGACAUAGCGACGCCUCUCCCUAGCCCGCGGGCUGUGCAGGGUCCCGCGGCGAUUUCUGGCCAAUGAUUAAGAGACAGCGACAACAGAAAACGGCUACGCUGCCACUUCCUGUGUGAAGAUUUCACUUGGAGUAUUCGCUCACUGCCGCGUGCCCCAGAUGCACGUCGGUCUCCGUGCCUCGGGGUCGUCCCUCCGAGGUCACCCCUCCAUCUUUGGACUUGCUUUUGCACUUCCGCUGGGCGCUGCCAUUGAGGCGCUGCCGUGGAGACAGAGGACAUGGCGGGUGGAGGACUGUGUGAUCCAAGCUUCCUUUGGUUUUCUUUUCUGCCCUUCUCUCACCUCCUAAAGUCGACUUUAUUUUUCCUAACAGGGUUAGACAGUCAAGGAGUGGCUUAGUACACGUGGGAGCUUUUGGUACGUGAAGUGCGGGCCGGGCAGCUGUUUGAGUCCAAUGGGGGGCAGCACAGAGGGGGCGCCUGGGUAGGCUGCUCCCCACCCCCAUUAGCGGAAUUUGUGAGUGGCAGAGGGAGGAAAAGGAGGCCCAGUCGGGCUGGGCAAUGGCACGACAGGAGACAGGAUCUUGGAACCGGUGGUGGAGAGACAGUGCGGCCACCAUUGCCGCUGUCCCUGCACGCAGUGGUGACUGGGUGGCCUCGGAAACUGGCUCAUUCCCUCACCAGAGCCCAGCCGAGCAAGCAGGGAGCCUUGCGCAUCUUGGAGAACCUGGGAGUCCUCUGGGCAGCCUCGUGGCCACACUGGCCCUGAGUCACGCUGAGUGUGCCCGGGGUGCUUAUGAUGGCAGUGCACAGACACACUAACCCGCGAGACCGUACUGCACAGACACUAACCUGCGAGACGCCAUCCGCCCGGUGCACGCGGGCUCGCUGAGUACUGGCCGCCCCGGAACCGAGGAAAGCUCUGGGGCCGCCCUUCCCUAACCCGCUGACCUUCUCCCGCACCCCUCCCUAACCCACUGACCCCCCUUUUGAUUUUAGCAUAUCUUCGGUAGGCCCCCAAGAGCCCACACACCCCCUCCCUUCUCCCUUAGAGAAGAUGAGGACUAGGCACCGAGCGCCAGGACCCGUCCUCGUAAUCCCGUGCUAAUUCUGAAUGCAGAGUGUGGGUUUAAUAUAACGUCUAUUAACAUAGAGCCUCAGUGGCCAGAGGGUAAGAGAAAAAGAGGGACGGAAUUCCUGAAACGACACCCCACGCAGCUCACCACAAGCUCGCAGCGUCUGAGCAGCUGCCAGCUGUGCGAACCCCGAACCCCUCGCGGCUACUCCGGGCAGUGCCGCGACGGCGGGUUCCUGAACACGGAAAUAAAACGAUAAGCUGUUAA
Messenger RNA from Tupaia belangeri chinensis (Chinese tree shrew), 2359 nucleotides. It is a transcript of the gene MBP, whose product is annotated as myelin basic protein. Gene Ontology annotation, biological process: myelination. The record is from RefSeq and is a predicted model, not a curated record. Lineage: Eukaryota; Metazoa; Chordata; Mammalia; Scandentia; Tupaiidae. Gene Ontology annotation, molecular function: structural constituent of myelin sheath. Gene Ontology annotation, cellular component: compact myelin; neuronal cell body; internode region of axon.